UGUUCCUUCAAUUCUUCGUCCAUCGACAACCUGGAUGUUGAUUGUGAGAUGUUAGUAUCAUGUAUCGCAUGUUACGAGUACAAGACAAAUAUCCAUCCCAGUAAUACCAUCUACGCAUGAAGCCUCCAAUAUUGGCGACAGAGACAAGAAGCCACGGGCGGCACAGGAUGCCUGCUUAACACUGAACACAACCUCAAUAUCAAUCAUCUCGAUUAUAUGAACCUGUUUGAUUCUCGACACCAUCAGAUUAACUCGACCUUAAAAUGACAACAGACUUCGCAGCCCUCACGGGCAAAUUUCGCGCCAACCUCGAAUCUUCGGCCAAUGGAGGCAACAAAAUCAAUAAGCGAAACAGGCAGCCGUUAUCGUGUGCGCCAUGCCGAUCCAAAAAGCUCAAAUGUGAUCGUGGCCAUCCCUGUGAAACAUGUAUCAAAAAGGGCGACAUCGAAAGCUGCACAUACGGUAAAGCAACCGUCGCGCCAUCAAAAUCCGACUUCAGCAGCACCAACAGCACCACCAAUGGCGUCAACAACAGUCGUGGAAGAGCCCAAGAAAGGCUUCGUCAUCUCGAACAGCUCGUCAUGCAAAUGGUCGACAAUAACGGCGCCGCAUCUCUACUGCCAUCCAACCCAAACACCAUUCGCUCCGACACGACCAUGAACACGGACUCGAAUGCCAGCAUCGCCAAUGAAGGCCAAUUCCACCUCGAAAACGCCACCGAGUCCCGCUACGUCGGCUCGACUCACUGGUCCGCCAUCCUGCAAAACAUCCAAGAACUCAAAUCAGCCUUACACGUCAGCCCUGGCUCUGAAGAGACUCACGUGUCUGUAGCCAGCAGUGGCAGUGGUGGUGACGGGCCCAGUCAACCCGACGAUGUUGUAGACGACACCACACUCGAUAGCGACCCGCCUGAGCAUGAGGAGGAAACCCUCUUCGCCGCCCCAUCCGGACUGACAAUUUCCCACAUCCUCUCGACCUCUCUGCCAUCACGCGAACAAGUGGACCGGCGUCUCUCGACCUACUUCAACAGUACGUACAUGGUGAUACCGUUCAUCCACACGUGGGAGUUUCAACACCGGUACGAAGCCUUCUGGGCCAACCCCUUGGACACGUCGCCGUUCUGGCUGAGCAUUUUGUUCUGCAUAUGUUGCAUGUCCGCCACGCUAUCAGAGGCCGUGGGCACCGAACCACCCACGCCGGACGACGGGCCCUCGCCGCGGUCGACGUUCCUCAGCGCGAGCCGUCAGUGUCUGCGGUUGGGCGGCCUGACUCGAUUGAAGCGUUUCGGCAUAGAAGCCUUCGCCCUGUACACGCAGUGUCUGUACAUCCAGACGCUCGACCCGUCCGGCGAGACGGCACUGAUCUGGGCCAUGCUCGUCCGCCAGGCGUACAGGGGCGGCUACCACCGAGACAGCAGCCACUUUGCGUCCAGCUUCACCGUGUUCGAGGCCGAAAUGCGGCGUCGCGUCUGGGCCAUGCUGCGGCAAUUCGACCUGAUGAUUUCGUUCCAGUUGGGUCUACCCAACCAGAUCCCCCCUGGCAGCUGGGACACGCAGGAUCCCCGAAAUCUGUUGGAUGCCGAUUUCGACGAGUCUUCGACCGAGCUGCCGCCCGGCCGUCCCGAGACCGAAGCGACACAGAUCCUCUACUUCAUCGUCAAGUCCCGACUGAUGACGAGUUUUGGCAAGGUGACGGCUCACUCUCUGUCCUUCCGCGACGUGAGCCAGGCCGACGUCAUGGCGUUGGACCGCGAGGUGCGAGCCGUCCACGCCACGGUCCCCGACAUCUUGCGGAUCCGGCCCAUGAGACAAUCUUUCGCCGACCCGGCCUAUCUGGUCAUGGUCCGGUUGAACUGCGAGUUCUUGUUUCAAAAGUCCCUUUGCGUCCUACACAGAAAGUACAUGACCAUGACCGACCCCGUCACGGGCGAGUACAGUUUCCCGGAGAGCAUCACCGCUUGCGUCGACGCGGCCUCGGCCAUCAGCCGACACAUGCUCGACCUCCACAAGGAGUUCAAGCCGGGGGGUCAGUUGUACGACGGUAGGUGGAUGUUGAGCAGUUUCACAAUGAACGACUUCUACCUCGCCAGCAUCGUCCUGUGUCUGGCGGUCAGUACCUGGAAGAACCGUCACCCGGGGCGCAAUGUAGAGGUCGACGCCGACCAGCGCACCAAGGACGUUUACGCCUUGUUGGGGUCCGCCUUCACCAUCACGGUCGACUUGAGCCCGACGAGUCGAGAAGCGAGACGAGUCUCGGACGUUCUCAGGGUCGUGCUCGACGGGGUUGGUACGGCGACAACUCGAAAGAUGACGAGCACGUUGCAACAUCGAUCCAGAAAUCGAUCAAUUACAAGAGUUGCCGGUUCAGAUGACGACGCCGCCGCCGCCGCCGGUUCGACAUCGCAGAGGGUAUCUGCCGAUUGUCUGUUUCCUUCCACGGAAUUGACAAGGAAACAAUUUGGAGAGUGGCCUCAGCUUCAUCAACAGCAACGACGGCAACAAGAUGACAAGAAUGGACAAGGUCAACAAAAUGUAUUUGUCGACGUUCACGAAUUUAAUCUCACUCCGUUGUCAUUAAGUGAGAAUGUGUCACAACAACAGCAGCACCAGCACCAGCACCAGCACCGGCACCGGCAGCAGACGCAACAACAAGAAACAAAACCCACAGAUGAUUGGACUUUGAGUCCCAAUCGAUUCAGUUCUACAUUGCCAUUUCAGCUUGCUUUCCAGACGACCCCCGGAGGAGGGAUGUCACAAGGAAACGGUACGGGCGGCGUUAAUACGGUGUCGUCUUCGUCAGAAUACACUUCCAUCGGUACCACCUCGAGUACGAGUCAUACUACGAACGGACCCGAUACGUUCAUGACGACGACAGAUACAAAUACAAACACAAAUACAAACCUGAACAUGAAUCCCAUGAACAUGGACAUCGAUUGGGCUUUCUUGGACCAGUGGAUGGCGGCCCCCAACGAUACGACGACCAUGCCCAUCUCUGGAGGGGAUCAGGAUUGGAUGAAUUCCGAGUUUAGAUUUCCGAGUUGAGGACACCACCUGGCUAGGUAAAUAAAGAUUACGACCAUUCAACGAUUCAAUCAAUUUCAAAUCAUGGCCAACACGGAAAUAUAAUAUUAUUCUCAACAUUGGCAUUCAUGAAGAGAACCAAGGACGGCGAAACUAUCAAGGGGUAUCAUGCUGGC
This is a messenger RNA of Exophiala oligosperma, 3196 nucleotides long. RefSeq lists its product as uncharacterized. The record is from RefSeq and is a predicted model, not a curated record. Gene Ontology annotation, cellular component: nucleus. Gene Ontology annotation, biological process: DNA-templated transcription; regulation of DNA-templated transcription. The transcript has a single exon. Lineage: Eukaryota; Fungi; Ascomycota; Eurotiomycetes; Chaetothyriales; Herpotrichiellaceae. Gene Ontology annotation, molecular function: zinc ion binding; DNA-binding transcription factor activity, RNA polymerase II-specific; DNA binding. The coding region runs from base 264 to 3041 and encodes 925 amino acids.